AUGCCGCCAAAAAAGGCCGCGAACCCUGCUCGUGGGCGUCCCAAAGGCAGCAAGAGCAAGCAGUCGUCGGCCUCAGCAGCGCCGCCCGAGUCUAGCAACCCGUUCGAAUCCUCAGAUGAUCAAGCGGAGGGCAAUACGCUGGGCGAGCCGGAGCUUGAAGUUGAAGAGAAUGCUGGGGCAGAAAAGUCAAUCCCAGAGGACCUGCUGACGCGGGUGCUUCAUGAGUUGUUCGCCAAGGCCGCGACGCGGAUAUCGCGUGACGCGAACGCGGCCGUGGGCAAGUACGUGGAUGUCUUUGUGAGAGAGGCCAUCGCGAGAGCGGCUGUGGACAAGAGGGGCGGCUUCUUGGAGGUUGAGGACCUAGAGAAGAUUGCUCCACAGCUCUUGUUGGACCUCUGA
Hirsutella rhossiliensis is the source of this 399-nucleotide messenger RNA. Its product is annotated as CENP-S associating centromere protein X domain-containing protein. The transcript is spliced from 2 exons. Gene Ontology annotation, cellular component: FANCM-MHF complex; Fanconi anaemia nuclear complex. Gene Ontology annotation, biological process: resolution of meiotic recombination intermediates; DNA repair; kinetochore assembly. Lineage: Eukaryota; Fungi; Ascomycota; Sordariomycetes; Hypocreales; Ophiocordycipitaceae. Bases 1 to 399 code for a protein of 132 amino acids. The record is from RefSeq and is a predicted model, not a curated record.